This is a messenger RNA of Exophiala mesophila, 630 nucleotides long. RefSeq lists its product as uncharacterized. The record is from RefSeq and is a predicted model, not a curated record. Lineage: Eukaryota; Fungi; Ascomycota; Eurotiomycetes; Chaetothyriales; Herpotrichiellaceae. Bases 1 to 630 code for a protein of 209 amino acids. The transcript has a single exon.
AUGAUAUGCUCAUAUGUCGGCCAUGCUACCAUUGCGAUUUCAAUCAGCAAAACACAGCAAUCUGAAUACUCUCAGACGAUGGCCCAAAAAGUCAAAAGCCCAUCUAAGUUGGCGCACGUAGUGCUGCGCACGGCAAACUUUCGAAAUAUGGUGCAAUACUAUAAGGAUUUCCUGGGAGCAGAGGCGAGUUACGAGAACGACAUGCUGUGCUUCCUCCGGUAUGACGAAGAGCACCAUCGAAUCGCCCUCAUUGCGUUUCCAGGGACACAGCCCAAGGUAAUUGGGUCGAGUGGAUUGGAGCAUACCGCCUUCACGUUCGACACUCUCGAAGAUUUAAUGCUGGGAUAUCAACAACGUAAAGCCUUAGGGAUGGUGCCAUCGUGGUGUGUUAACCACGGCCCCACGACAAGUCUCUAUUACACCGACCCCGACGGCAACCAGAUCGAGACCCAGGUCGAUAAUUUCGACACAGCCGAAGAAGCUAAUGAAUUCAUGGCGUCUAAGGAGUUCGCGGAGAAUCCAAUUGGUACGGAUUUCGACCCUGAGGAUCUCAUUCGCCGUCUUGCUUCAGGAGAAGACGCUGCAUCCAUCAAGAGGCGCAGAGAGAUCGGACCCCGUGGACUACCAUAG